This is a messenger RNA of Mesocricetus auratus (golden hamster), 2808 nucleotides long. RefSeq lists its product as uncharacterized. The record is from RefSeq and is a predicted model, not a curated record. NCBI's taxonomy places the organism in Eukaryota, Metazoa, Chordata, Mammalia, Rodentia, Cricetidae. Bases 190 to 2703 code for a protein of 837 amino acids. The transcript has 18 exons.
CAAGGUUCCGGGAGCUUGUUAGCGUCUCCAACCUUACAUCUGAGUGACUAAGGGAGUCCAAGAUAAAGGUCAUGGGUGGAAUCAUGGGCUGAGAGUUCUAAAUGGAACUCUGGUGCAUAGAUGUUCCUUAUCAGAAUGAGUGGAUCUCUCAAAACUUGAAGUGGAUGAGGCAGAAGGUCUCAUGGCAGAAUGGAGGGAUUUAUUGACACCACAUCUUUUUGCUCUGGACCCAUAUAUUUCUUUGAUCAGUUAAAACCUAAAGUAAGAAAAUGGAAAAGGGAAACACUGGAAGACCAAUUCUUGGACCCAAAGGCGAAGGAUGAUGUUGAAGAGCUUGUCCAGAACCUUGAACAUCUCAGUCACAAAACUGAACAAUCAACAGAACCAGAGAGUACCCAAGAGAACAUGAUAACUUUACAUGCGGGAGAAGACAAGUCCUACACACUCAUCAACUCAGAACCUCCUCGUACUUCCAAGUGCCCUCCAGACUCUAAAUUCUCCAAAUCGUACUUGCAUAACACCCUCUUUGAAGAGUACAAACUCAUCGCUUCUGAAAUACUCUGUGAACUUGAGAAGACAUUGAAGAGGUAUGCUCACGAUGGCAUGGAUUUCCCAGUGGGACUCAUCAAUCUCAUGGCUUACAGCUGGCAAGAUCUGACUGAAGACUCUGAUAAAAAUGUAUCCCCAAAGAAAAUGUUGGGACCAGACAGAAACUUGGAAGGGGAUCCCAGAACCAUGACCGUUAUCGACAUGAAGGAAUGCAAAAUCAGCCCAGAUGCAAAGGAACACCCUCCAGAGGAGAACCAACUGGUUAAAGCUAGAAAAGUUUCCAGGGCGGUACGGAACAAACCUUCAGGAAAAACGUCUUUAGUCGGUCGUAACCAUGGGUCUCAAGACGGUGUACCCAGAAUCAUUCACUUUUCACUAACAUCCAAGAUCUGCUUUGAAAAUGGUUGGAUUCCUUGCUCAAAAUGGGAAAUUCAGAAAUUGAAGGCAGACCUCAGUACAGCCGUGAAGAGACUGCAGAUCACCAUAGUUCAAAUAAAAUUGGAAGAAGCUAAACAAAAAAGAGAUGGAUUCAACAAACAGCUGAUCAUGCAUCACUACAAUGACCCGGGAGAAGAGGAGGAGAUGGCAGAGUCCCCCCAAGAACCCCAGGCUUUCUGGAUGGAGCUGCUAGUGGGGAAGCCUCAGAUGCCAGGCAUGGGAGAGGCCAACCCAGAGAUGAAGAAGUUCCAUUAUGCCCUGGUAGAUGGCUCGUCUCUGACUUACUAUCCUUCCGGCCGCUUAGCUGUCUGCCAGAGUUACUCUGACCUUCCUUGGGGUGGGCUGUACACCAACAUAUUCAGCGACUGUCCGGAUCCUGUUGUCCUGGGAACCUUUACACCCUUUGGAUGUGGUAGCAUUUCUUUUCCUCAUAGGAAAGUCAUAGCAAUGAUGUUUAAUCAGGACGGAGGCAUAUUGAUCAACAAAAAAGGAAACAUCAUAAGGGAAUGGAUGUGGCCUUCAAAGGGAAAAAUUGAAGAUCCAAUUGAAAUUGGGGUAAAUAAAUACAUCACUGUGACUAUUUCCGGGCGCUUUGCCAUCUCCUUGAUCUACAAAUGGCAUCCCCAAAGCCUGAAGCUGUCACUGGCACCUGUCAAAUACAAGCCUCCCCAUUUACCCGAUAAGUUGUUCCCUGACAUCAACCCCUCUUCCCGAGAUGCUAAGGAAAUGCUGGCGACCUACAAAAGAAAAUGCAGGCUGCUGGACUUCAUGACCCAGAGCAAAGACGCUUCAAGUUUAGCAGACCCAGUGGACACAGACCCUGAUGAUCCAGGAACGGACAUCAGCCUUAUGCACGACCUUGUGACAUCCAUCAAACUAAGCAGAAUACAGAAGAAGAUUAAGCACAUCCUCCUUCACUGGCUGAAUUACUACAGAUCCACAUUGGGACUGGAAUCGCUACAUGUUUGCAGACUGCCCAUGUUUGCAAAAAAAGUCAUCAGAAAACCAGAGGUGAAGUUUACAAUACCUGCUCUGAGUCGAAAUGCAGAGGAAGCACAUUGGCACAAGGAGUAUCUCCGACACAGAAAUACCUUCCUGACGAUGAGGGAGUUCUUCAAGCCUUCACCUUACCACAGGACCUCAUCCAUCAGCCAGUGUUCCCGGCUUCCUCUUCUCGAGAAAAGGAAGGAUUUGUGUCUUUCUUCCCAGCUGGCUUGUCCUGUAGUUCUGAGGAAGACCAUGUGUGGGGAGAAAGGGGACAUGUGCAGAUGUAGCAACCAAGUUAUCCCCGAAGUGACAGACCUAGAGUAUGACAACCUCAUAAGCAACCAGCUGUCCCAUAUGGAUCAGAUCAUUGUAGUCUGUGUGUUCUCAGCUAAGGAAGAGGACAAGACUAUUGAAGAAGUGACUGACCUGUACCAGGAGAUAAGCAAAUUCAGAAACAUGCCUUGCAUUCAGAGUCAAUUGGAUUCCUUUCGGUUGCUCAAAUACGAUGUCACAUCUGCAUCUAAGUUUACGGAAGCUGAUUGCCCACUCCUAGUUCGAAGACACAACCUCACCCCGGGAAUUUUUUUGAGAGCACUUUUGAUGAAUGACUCUACAAGAGGUCCCAUGGAGGAACAUCCCAGCCCUGCUACUGGACACUCAAAAGAAGCACAAAGCGACAGAAAAUACAUGUGCUGUGUGUGGAUGAGUGCCAGCCUGGAGAAGCGGUGACUUGAAACCUACACUUAGCAAGAAGAUGUACAUUCGAGGAAAAUUACUCUUUGCCAACUUUAUUUUCAAUGGUUACAGCACAUCUAUUAAUGACCUUCAAAAGCA